UAACACUUGUUAAAUGGAUGUUUUCUCAGCAAUAGAAGGAUUUAGAAAUAUUUCCUCUGGUUUGAAAGGUGAAACAUCACUUGAAUUUCUGAAAUGGGUCAAAGAUAAUGUAGAUGAUCUUAUUGAGAAACAGAUUAAAUCUUCACAGAGUAAUAGUGAAGUUGUCCUGCAAUCCAUAAGAGAGGACCUUAGAUCUCUCCUUCCUCUGAAUGGGGUCACUCCAACAGAGAAUAUCUACACCCCUACUGUUGGUCCAAAUGCAGAUUGUGACCGUCUCAGCACUGAACACAUAGAUGCUUUCUGUUAUGAUGAUGAUGACAUAGAUGAUUUGUGUGAUGAGGGACAGAUGAGCAGAAACUACUGCACAGACUGCGGAUCAAGAAAUGUUCGACCUCUAACUCUUAUUACCCACUCUGCAUCUGUAAAACAGAUUAAGUAUAUGUUCCAACACUUACUGGGGGAUCUUAGGGGAAAAACUGUGGUAGAUGUGGGGUCCAGAACAGGGGCCAUACUGUAUGGGGCCUACCUGAUGAGUAAUGCCAGCUGUAUAGUGGGAGUGGAAAUUGACCAGACAUUUUGUCAUAUUCAGAAUCAGAUCAUCUCCAAGUAUCACUUACAAGACAGAGUUCAGAUACAUCAACAAGACGUACAACAGUGUGGAAACCUAAUUCAACAAGCUGAUGUGCUGAUCCUUAACAAUGUAUUUGAAUUUUUUAUGCCUUUGGACAUGCAGAAAAGUAUAUGGCAUUUUUUAUACCAGAACAUGAGGAAGAAAGGAAGCUAUAUUGUGACAGUGCCCAGUAUUACUGAGUCCUUACAGACAAUACAGCUACCAUUAGACUUGGGAUCGUGGAUACAAGAGAUUCCUACAGGGGAGAUAACCGGAAAAGCUAAUCUUUUACUGUAUGGCAAUCAAGAUUCUGAGGAUUCAGAACUUCUACAAAUCCAUCUGUAUCAAGUCGUUUGAUCAGACACCUGGUAAACCACCAGAGUCUCCUGAACUCACAAAUGCUUAAACCUGAAACAACUCAUUUGAACUCACAGUUUCAGCAGGGACUUAUAUAGUAUAUAGGUCCCUGGUUUCAGAAGAUCUUUUUGUAUCUAGUUAUUUGUCCAGUCAAGUGAGCUUACAGUGGCUACAAUACAUGUCUUUAUGUAAAAAAAAAGAAAUACAUAUACUGUAUAUAAAUUCGAACCAGCAGAUGAUGUAUAAAUCAAAACCUAUAGAUCAUAUCAUCAUAACUAUGUCAUAUGAUUCAUAUAAAACAGUGCACUGCCAAGAUUAGAAAAAAUCAUUUUCAGCUGCUUCUGAUAUUUAUACCCACACAUUCUAAAGAAAGUUUGGGUAUAUUAUUGUUAUCCUGGUCUGACCGUCAGUCCAUCACACUAUCUUCUUCUUCAAACUAUUACUUUUCAAGGAGUAUCCAGGUAGCAAAAUCUUCUUUUGGAGUAUAAUUUGUGGUGCUUAAAACAUGUGCAAAAAGAUUUGAAAUUUUAAACUUCGACCCUGGAGGCUAAAUGAGGAAAAGGGUCAUUUUUCUACCAAAAAUCCCCUGGUUCCCUGAAUUACUUUUAUAUUUUUUGCAGUAGCCCAUUCAUCUUUUGGAAUAUGGUUGAGAGUGUCCUGUAGAUGUGCAGUAAGGUUUCAGAAUUUCAAUUUUCAACGUGGGGGUCAGUAAAACAAAAGACGUUUUUCCAUUAAAAAAGACUGACUCCCUGAAUUCCCCUUACGUUUUCUGCAGUUAUCUUUUGGAAUUGAUCGUAGGUGUCCUGUAGAUGUGCAAUUUUGAAAUUUUGAUUUUCACUGUGGGGGUCAAGAUGAAAUAUGGAGAUAGCGAACUGAAUUCAAGCUUGAAGUCCAGUAAACAAUACAAAUUUUGGAGCAGAGCAAACACAGACCUCUAAAACAUCAGAGAUGGGAUCAGGUGCCAUGGAGGAGUGAGCAUCCCCUGCCGACCGGUCACACCCGCCGUGUGCUCCUUGUCAUGAUCGGGAAAUAACGGAAAAAUCCCUCAGCAAUUCUGUGUGUAAAUAAUGUACUAACAAUUAGUAUGCAUAUGACUUAAUGAUAGAUUGUAUUUGCUGACAAGGUCAUUGUGUCGACCAUAGAACUUGCGAAAUGUUGACUUCAAACGAGACUGUUGACAUCCUUGUUUCAUCAACUUGUUUGUCAAUAGCUUGCCUCGUUUUAGAAAUUGUUCGGACGUAGUGCACGCUUUUACGUAUCGAAUCAACUGAGAGACAAACUCCAUAUGCAGGUGAUAAGGGUAUAUUGCUACAUAAAUAAGGGAAGUUGACAAUAGAAGAAUUGAAGCCAUCAUGUUUAUCAUUAAGUUUUGUUGUUAGGUUACCAUUAACGUCUUUUUCUAGUAUGAAACAGAUGUGUCAGACUUUGUAGUAUCUUUUAUUUCAAGCUCACUGGAUAUAUCGUUAACUAUCGUUAAUUGAUAAUACGUCGUCGAUACAACUAACUGUCGAGUUGAAGGCCACGGCGAGGGAUUUCUUUUUCUCAUGUAUAAGAUUUUGAAUAAAUUCUGCUUCAUAUAAAUACAAAAACAGGUCUGUUUACAACGGUGCGCAAUUGGUAUCCAUGGGAAUUCAACAGAUUGUUGGAAGACCUGGUCUCCAAAAACCACAUAGAUAUUGUCAGUCAGAAACUCGAGCAUCUUUUAGCUCUUCUGAGCCAAAGUCUCAAAGAGCUAAUGCUAUGACCAUUUGUGCAGUGUGCGUAAACUUUUUGGAAAAUGGACCAUAUCUCAAGAACCCCUUAGCCAAGGGGAAGAUUGGAUUUCAAAAUUGACGUUUUUCUACAAAAACCUAGUUUCCUGAACUCCUUAUGCAUUUUUGAAGUAGUCCAUUCGUAUAUUGAAAUAUGAUUAGGGGUGUCUUGUAGAUAUGCAAUAGAGUUUCGGAAUUUCGACGGGGGGAGGGUCAAAAACAGACUUUUUUUCUACAAAAGCCUAGUUCCCUGAACUUUUCUUACAUUUUUGCAGUAGUCAACUCAUCUUUUGGAAUAUGAUUGGUUGUGUCCUGUAAAUGUGCAAUAAGGUAUGGGAAUUUUCACUGUGGAGGCAAAAUGGGAGUUCAGAAAAGAAUUUUUUUAGAUAAA
Molecule: messenger RNA, 3109 nt
Organism: Saccostrea echinata
Lineage: Eukaryota; Metazoa; Mollusca; Bivalvia; Ostreida; Ostreidae
Exons: 9
Coding region: 14-967 (317 amino acids)
Molecular function (GO): methyltransferase activity
Source: RefSeq, a predicted model, not a curated record